Molecule: messenger RNA, 2057 nt
Organism: Exophiala oligosperma
Lineage: Eukaryota; Fungi; Ascomycota; Eurotiomycetes; Chaetothyriales; Herpotrichiellaceae
Exons: 1
Coding region: 492-1811 (439 amino acids)
Biological process (GO): dephosphorylation
Molecular function (GO): phosphoprotein phosphatase activity
Source: RefSeq, a predicted model, not a curated record
CAUGUGUCGCCAGCCUUGCCGGGUACUAGUAUCCUGGUCCUUUACCAGGUAGGCAGCUAACCUCGGCAGUACUCCGUGGCCUACCUACAAAUAAGCCGGUAACGGAGUGGUGGUUUAGCCUGCUGCGUGGGCAACGUGCCUUGACGUGAUUUGAGCAAUAAAAGUGAAUUGAAACGUUGUCGGUAGGCGCAACACGCUCUCUCUUUUCUCUCCUUGCCGUUGGGGACACUUUACAUACUCUUAUUGAUCCUGUGGGAAUAUCUUCUAUUCCGUACCAGUGUUCGUGCAAACAGUCUUGUCAACACCAAAGGAAGAAAAAAUCGGCGCUUGUCCUUCCUGAUUUCUGGCCUAUUGAGUCAAGAGGUCGACAGGCUAAAAGGUGUUGAUAUCACGAUAAUCAAAAAGAACAGACACGAGGAAAAAGUCGUCGGUACAAUUACGAAAGUACCACUUUCAGCAUUACCUACCUAGGUUGUCCAAACCAAAUUCAAAUGGCAAACCCUCCUUCUUCAUCAGGCUCCCCUCAACUCGGCACCAACAACGAAGUUCCCAACCCGGACCAACCUUAUCAACCAUUCAUGGACGUCCGACCGCCCACGACCGCGGGCCUGUCUGACGCCAACGGGUCCCCCUUGACGGAAAGGGAGAUCGAAGAGGUCGAGAAACGUGAACGUGAAGAUCGUCAGGCGACGCCCGAACCCGAGGAUUUCAACAUAUCGUUCCCUCAAGACCUACCCACGCCACCUUUUCUGCACGUCCAGGGUGUCCCCAACUUUCGAGAUCUGGGAGGGUACGAAUGUAAACCACCAUCGUCUGGGGCGGCGGCGGCGGCGAGAUCGUCGUCCGGUUCUGGUGGUGACGGCGACGGCGUUUACGUUUUACGCAAAGGUCUAUUGUUUCGAUGCGCCCACCCUACCCACCUCACUCAAUCCGGGGCCGAUUACCUCGUCAACACGCUGGGAGUCAAAGACAUGUACGAUCUCCGCAGUCAACCCGAGAUCAACAGGUUGGCCGCCACGGUGGCGGAGUCUGGAAAGGCCGUCUACCCUCUGGCCGACCCACGAACCGGUUGUCUUGAUUCCGUGCCCGGCCUCACCCGGCACUUUACGCCGGUUUACCAGAGCGAGGAUUACGGUCCGGUGGCCCUGGCGACGAAACUGGCUUGGUACACUGCCGAACACGCCCACGACGAGGACGCCGGGUUCGCCUACAGUGAAGGUUUCGUCAAGGCCUACCGUGACAUCGCCGUCCACGGGGCUUCGGCGUACGGGGAGAUGUUCAGACACUUGUUGGAAAAACCGACCACCCCUCUGGUCUUCCACUGCACGGCCGGUAAAGACCGGACCGGAGUGUUUGGUGCCAUGAUAGGGAGGUUGGUGGGGGUUCCGGACGAGGUGAUUUGUUGGGAAUACGCCUUGACCGAACCCGGGUUGGGUCAUUGGAGGAAAGAGUUCAUCGAUCGUAUCUGUUCCCAAGGGAUGGGAAGUGGUGGUGGUCGAGGAGGAGGAGGGGGAGGAGGAGGUAAACAACACAACCCACCCCGAAUCUGGCCCGGAGACAAACCACAAAUCACGAGGGAGGCGGCCGCCAGGAUCUGUGGCAGUCGAGCCGGGAACAUGCGUGCCUUUCUCAGACUCGUCCUCGACCGGGAAUUGGGUAGCGUGGAGCAGUACCUCAGCGAGAGGUGCGGUUUCAGUGAGAUCGAAAUCGUCAAGUUGAGGGAUUCUCUGAUCGCCAAAGUUUCCCCUACCGAUGUUGUCAAACAGUGUGAGAUCAAAGGCUGGACCGCCGAUGGUGGCGUCGAGGACUGAAGAAAUCACUACACUUUCGACAAGAGAGCUCAUCGGAUGUGGGCACGAACAACACCGAGAAUGGCAUGGGUAUGAAUACCUCCCGCGGACCUCCUACUUCCUUCUGACGGGGAAAAUGAUGGGGGUUGUGCAAAGAGGAAAACGAAAAACAAGAAGAAGAAAAAAAUGAAAACGGUCCUACAGCUUGUGACAGGUUUCGUUGCGUUUUACAUAAAACUAGAAUAGAACGAGAGAACGUUUUGUUGA